GCGGACUGCGGCCAAGCACCGGCUCCUGUGAGGCUCGCGGCCCAGCGUUCUCUGGGCUCUGCAGAAGCCAGCCUUUCGCUCCCGGACCAGGCAGCCCGAGCAGGAGCCGUGGGGCCUGGCACUAGCACCCUCCGCGGCGUGCCAUGGGCCCGCGCCGCCGGAUCCGCAAGCCCGAGGCCCCGAGGAGGCGCAGCCCGAGUCCGACCCCCGGCCCCUCCCGGCGGGGCCCCUCCUUAGGCGCUUCCUCCCGUCAACACGGUUGGCGGAGACAAAGUUGGCUAAAGGAGAUUCGAAAGCUUCAGAAGAGCACACACCUCUUGAUAAGGAAGCUCCCCUUCAGCCGCCUGGCAAGAGAAAUAUGUGUUAAAUUCACGCGUGGUGUGGACUUCAAUUGGCAAGCCCAGGCCCUACUGGCCCUACAAGAGGCAGCAGAAGCAUUUCUAGUUCAUCUCUUUGAGGAUGCCUAUCUCCUCACCUUACAUGCUGGCCGAGUUACUCUCUUCCCAAAGGAUGUGCAACUGGCCCGGAGGAUCCGGGGCCUUGAGGAGGGACUCGGCUGAGCUCCUGCGCCCAGUGUUUCUGUCAGUCUUUCCUGCUCAGCCAGGGGGGAUGAUACCGGGGACUCUCCAGAGCCAUGACUAGAUCCAAUGGAUUCUGCGAUGCUGUCUGGACUUUGCUGUCUCUGAACAGUAUGUGUGCGUUGCUUUAAGCAUUUUUUUUUUUUUUUGAGAAGGAGUAGACUGCAUGACUUUCCUCUGUAACAGAGGUAAUAUAUGAGACAAUCAACACUGUUCCAAAGGCCUGAAAAUAAUUUUCAGAUAAAGAGACUCCAAGGUUGACUUUAGUUUGUGAGUUACUCAUGUGACUAUUUGAGGGUUUUGAAAACAUCAGAUUUGCUGUGGUAUGGGAGAAAAGGAUAUGUACUUAUUAUUUUAGCUCUUUCUGUAAUAUUUACACUUUUUACCAUCUGUACAUUUGUACUUUUAUUUUACACAUAAGGGAAAAAAUAAGACCACUUUGAGCAGUUGCCUGGAAGGCUGGGCAUUUCCAGCAUAUAGACCUCUGCCCUUCAGAGUAGCCUCACCAUUAGUGGCAGCAUCAAGUAACUGAGUGGACUGUGCUUGUCAACAGAUGUGUAGCUUUUCAGAAACUUAAUUGGGGAUGAAUACAAAAUCUGUAAGCUUUGAUGUUGUGGUUCCUUCUAGUAAAUUCCUGUCAAAAUCAAUUCAGAAAUUCUAACUUGGAGAAUUUAACAUUUUACUCUUGUAAAUCAUAGAAGAUGUAUCAUAUCAGUUCAGGAUUUUAAAGUACCUUUUCGAUGCUUUUACAGGUAUUUUUGUAGUUUCUUUGUAGAGAGAUAAUAAAAAUCAAAAUAAUUAUUUAAUGAAAA
Molecule: messenger RNA, 1390 nt
Organism: Nomascus leucogenys (northern white-cheeked gibbon)
Lineage: Eukaryota; Metazoa; Chordata; Mammalia; Primates; Hylobatidae
Gene: CENPA
Product: centromere protein A
Cellular component (GO): nucleosome
Molecular function (GO): structural constituent of chromatin; DNA binding; protein heterodimerization activity
Source: RefSeq, a predicted model, not a curated record